Molecule: messenger RNA, 2325 nt
Organism: Lytechinus pictus (painted urchin)
Lineage: Eukaryota; Metazoa; Echinodermata; Echinoidea; Temnopleuroida; Toxopneustidae
Product: dual specificity testis-specific protein kinase 2-like
Exons: 3
Coding region: 275-745 (156 amino acids)
Biological process (GO): actin cytoskeleton organization; protein phosphorylation
Cellular component (GO): nucleus; cytoplasm
Molecular function (GO): protein serine/threonine kinase activity; ATP binding
Source: RefSeq, a predicted model, not a curated record
GCUGCUGCUAUCAUGUAUCAUCAUUUGGUCGCGUCGCCAAUAAUUUUUUUAACAACAAAAUCAUCGCUGCUGCUCGGAUUGUGAGCUGUGGCCUACAUUUAAUAUCGUUAAGUGUUAAUAGCUGAUUAGCGUUUUAUAUAUGCGUUUUCAUCGCGUGGAACUCAUAUUGGUUAUACAGGCGAAUCUGCUGGCGAUGUCUGAGUCGUUAACUGUAGAUUCUCUCUACUGGAUAGAGCCCCUGUAACUGGACUGUAGGGGGAUUUAUUGAUCCAUCAUGACAACAGACGUGUGUCUGGUGACCUUGGAUGCAAUGCCAUCAACCACCACCAACUCGUCCAACUGCAGCGCACCCUGCAUCCAGGGGGAUGACGAGGGAGGGGAAAGCAUAGAGGACGCCCCCGCACCCCUUGUUAACCACACCCUACCCCAUCACCCCGGUAAAGUUCACCGGAGGCUAUCCGCCCAACCACAAGAUAUGAGGAUGAGAAGUCGUACAUCCUCCGGAGACUCCACAAGCUCUGUCUAUGGUUCAAGGACGUCUCCUCUGAUGAAUGUAGUCUUCCUGGAUGAUUAUAUCAAGGAGGAGCUCGGACGUGGCUUUUUUGCAACUGUUUAUAAGAUCCAGCACAGAGAAACGGGUCAGUUGAUGGCUGCCAAGAUCAACACAAACGAUAACAACUGGGAUAAUGUUCAUCAUGAAAUACAACUCAUUAGUCGCAUGGUACAUCCAAACAUAAACAGGUAAGGGUUCCAUUUCGUGAGGAUUUAGCACUUUAUGAACGUGAUAAUGUCAAAGUAUUGCAAUGUUAACAAAAUGUCCCUAAUAAUAUUUCAAUAAUUGACCUCAGUGGCGCAGUCACAUUUCCCCUACGGCGGCCGUAUGGCGAGUCGAAAACAAUUUUUGUACCAGCUACAUGUACAUAUAUGUGGUUUGAAUAAAAAUGAAUAAAAUGGCUGUUUUUGACUUGCCGUGCGGCCGCCAUAGGGGAAAUGUGACUGCAGCAUAAUGUACACUUCAAAAAUUAAGGGCCAAGGCAACAUUUCGAUGUUAGAGUACAAAUGGGACAUUUUAAAAGGACACCAAAAAUCUCCAAGACUAAUGGGAGGAGUGUUGAAGCAGGUCAAUAGGGCAUCUAUUACCAUGGCCUUGGUUGGUAUUGGACUAACCUAGCCUUUAUCAUAAGUAAAUUGUGAUACAUGGGGAUGUUUCACAAAAAGGUAAUGAUAUACAGUCGCACUAAAAUGUCCAUUUGCGUGCCGAAUAAUAGGAAUCGCCGCAUUGGUCAAAUCAUGCUAAAAAAGGAUGUGCUACUGCGCAUAAGUCAUUAAUAUAAAGUAAUCAUGUGUGUGUCAGGCUUUGUCAGCACUAUAAACCUUUUUAAAGUCAUACUGAACUCUUUGUGACACACCCCCCUGUUUGCAACAAUAUUGAUAAACAACAAGUACUACCAUUUGGGUUUGUUAUGAAAUGAAUGAACUUUGUUUUUUAAAUAGUAUGUUGUGGGUUUGAAAUCCAGCUAUGGUAUGUUUUCCUACAGCAAGAAAUUUACCCUCAUUGUGCUGCACUCAACCCAGGUGAGGUGAAUGGGUAAUCAGCAGGAUUGAUUCCUUGAAUGCAUUGAAUGCUUGAAACAGUGUUGACCUAACAAUGCAAAUUUAAAGUAUUUAAUGUGGUCUUCUGUAAAUUGGUGGGUCAGACCCCACCUUUUGUCCAAUAACUGUGUAUAAAAACAUACAAAUGACCAUUUGAUUGUGAUUUUUCGCAUGGUUAGCCCCCUUUCAAAACUGCUCCACGGACCCUGUGAUAUUACAUUUGCUGUUUAAUAGGCAUUUUGAAAACACACACAUGUACAUGUAAUACAAUACAUUGUGGUAUAAUCAAUGGAAUAUAUGGAAGAAAGGUGGUAAAUAUAUGAAGAAAUAUAAUGAAUAGAUCAAGAAAUGGAAUACAUACAUGUAUGACAAAGAGAAUUUUCCAUAAGGAUUUGCAGAACAGUACAAGUACUGUCUUUCCUAUUCUUCAUUCUGAUAACUGAAACUCUGUAAUUAAUCCUUUGUGACAAAACAUUUCAAACAUCAUCAAUCAAAAUUAUGGAAGAGUUCCAAACUUUGCUUUUCUUUAUGAUGAAUCAUGUCAUACUUCACUUUUGAAACAUUUGACCUUUCAUUUGUUGUCAAGACUCAAACAUUAUGUGCAGUAAUUCUUUUCAUUUACACAUUCCUUAAAGCAUUUUUUUUUCAAACAUCACACAAUGUACACAAUGGUGUUUGUUCAGGAAUUAAAUGAACAUAAUUUUGACUACGGUAUAAAGGUUCCUUAUAUAU